GUGUCGUCUCCUCAGUGGCAACGGGUAGAAGGACAAUUCCAAGCAGCAGCGGCAGCAGCACGAGCAGCCGCCGCCGCAAACAAGCUCUCUCUCGGGAAGCAAGCAAGCAAGGAAAGCGAGGAGCGAAGCCAAGUAGCAGGAACCGCAAGAGGGUGGCUGAAAUUGGGGCGGGCAACACGAGGGGACUCGCGCCUGCUGCAUUCAAGAGACGCCGCCGCCGCCUCUGCUUUCUCUCCUUCUGGCCGGUUGUGCGCGCCGUGUGGCGUGGCGCGGUGACUGUUUGCAGCGCCGGCGAAGGCAGCGGCUGCAAGAAGCACGGCGGCGGGAGGGCUCCGGGGGAAUGCGGCACUAACGUCCCCAGCCUUGUGGAAGAGCUAAGGACCCCCCGCCCGCCGCCGCCCCCUCUUCACCUCAGGCUUCCUUGCUUUUACGCGUUGUCUCCGGAGCCUACACCAGGAAGAUUUGGAGCGCCCUCGCCCAGCCUGCCUUUGGCUGAGUGAGGGGCUGAGGAGGCGCCCUCGUUGGUUUUGGACUGGGGGUGGGUGGAAGCGGGGCGGCGGGGGGCAGCAGUUGUGUUGCUGCUGCUGCUGCUGCUGGUGGUGGUUGCAUUUGGCCGCCCCGAGGAAGGAGCAGGCGCCAUUGCCAGGAGGAUUAGAGCCGAGGGGGCCGCAGCCUGCGCGCCCCCUCCUCGCUGCCGGUGCCUUUUGCUGGCGGAGGGCAGCGGGCGCCCUCGUGCCAUUGCUCCCCUGACUCCCCCCGCAGCAUGCCUGCCUUGCCCCGGCGGCCGAGCGCGGCCACCACCUCUGCCUUGCUGCUGCUGCUGUCGCCGCUGCUGGUCUCCUUGGCUUGGGCGCGGAGCAACUCUCGGGCGCCAGCGGGGUUGCUCCCCAACGUCUCCGCCGCCACCCCCAUCGCCAUCAUGGGCUUGAUGCCGCUCAGCGAUUCGGUGGAGAAGGGCAAAAUCGGCCGGGGUGUCCUGCCCGCCAUGCAGCUGGCCAUGGAGCAAAUCCUCAACGAGUCCUUGCUCAGCCCUUAUUCCCUGGACCUGCGCUACUACGACACCGAGUGUGACAAUGCAAAGGGACUCAAAGCCUUCUAUGAUGCAAUAAAAUAUGGACCUAUGCACCUAAUGGUUUUUGGUGGAGUAUGUACAACUGUAACAUCCAUAAUUGCUGAAUCUCUAAUAGGAUGGAAUUUGGUCCAGCUCUCAUUUGCAGCAACAACACCAGAAUUAGCUGAUAAGAAAAAGUAUCCUUAUUUCUUCCGGACAGUGCCAUCCGAUAAUGCUGUGAACCCUGCAAUUCUGAAGUUGCUCAAACAUUAUAAAUGGAAAAGGGUGGGAACUCUUACCCAAGAUAUACGAAGAUUUUCUGAGGUACGAAAUGAUCUGACUGGUGUCCUGUAUGGUGAAGAUAUUGAAAUUUCAGACACAGAGAGUUUCUCUAAUGAUCCCUGCACAAGCGUCAAAAAGCUCAAGGGAAAUGAUGUUCGGAUUAUCCUUGGCCAGUUUGAUGAGGAAAUGGCAGCAAAAGUAUUCUGCUGUGCAUAUAAUGAAGAAAUGUAUGGCAGUAAGUAUCAGUGGAUCAUUCCUGGGUGGUAUCAGAGUUACUGGUGGGAAGAAGUUAUUCCAAAGCUUAAUUCAUCACACUGUCUCAAUAAAAACUUUCUCAAAGCCAUGGAAGGUUACAUUGGAGUGGAUUUUGAACCUCUCAGUUCCAAAGAGAAUAAAACCAUAUCAGGAAGGACUCCACAGCAGUACGAAAAGGAGUAUGAUGAACGACGGGGAAAUGUUGAGCCAAGUAAGUUCCAUGGCUUUGCUUAUGAUGGAAUAUGGGUAAUUGCCAAAACACUGCAGCAGGCGAUGAAGCAACUCAAUGCCACCAACAAACACCAAAAAAUUGAGGACUUUAACUAUACCAACAAAGAACUUGGAAAAAUUUUCCUGGAUGCAAUGAAUGAGACCAAUUUCUUUGGUGUAACGGGUCAAGUUGUGUUCAAAAAUGGAGAGAGGAUGGGGACCAUCAAAUUUACACAAUUCCAAGACAAACAGGAAGUGAAAGUGGGUGAAUACAAUGCUGUAGCUGAUACUUUGGAAAUCAUCAACAACACCAUCAGGUUCCAAGGAUUAGAACCACCAAAGGACAGAACAAUUAUCCAAAAGCAGCUUCGCAAGAUUUCCCUGCCUCUCUACAGUAUUCUCUCAGCACUUACUAUCUUGGGAAUGAUCAUGGCCAGUGCUUUUUUGUUCUUUAACAUCAAAAACCGAAAUCAGAAAUUGAUAAAGAUGUCAAGUCCCUACAUGAACAACCUCAUUAUUCUUGGGGGGAUGCUCUCCUAUGCAUCCAUAUUUCUUUUUGGCCUUGAUGGAUCCUUUGUCUCUGAAAAGACUUUUGAGACCCUUUGUACAGUCCGGACGUGGAUACUUACAGUGGGUUAUACAACUGCAUUUGGAGCAAUGUUUGCAAAAACAUGGAGAGUUCAUGCAAUUUUCAAAAAUGUAAAAAUGAAGAAAAAGAUCAUUAAGGACCAAAAACUGCUGGUGAUAGUUGGAGGGAUGCUGCUGAUAGAUCUUUGCAUCUUGAUUUGCUGGCAGGUUGUUGAUCCCUUGAGGAGAACAGUGGAAAAGUACAACAUGGAGCCUGACCCUACUGGCCAAGAUAUUUCUAUUCUUCCCAUUUUGGAGCACUGUGAAAACACACAUAUGACUAUUUGGCUUGGCAUUGUUUAUGCCUACAAAGGCCUACUCAUGUUAUUUGGUUGUUUCUUGGCUUGGGAAACUCGAAAUGUGAGCAUUCCUGCUCUAAAUGACAGUAAAUACAUUGGCAUGAGUGUUUAUAAUGUGGGAAUCAUGUGCAUUAUUGGAGCUGCCGUUUCCUUUCUCACAAGGGAUCAGCCCAACGUACAAUUCUGCAUUGUGGCACUGGUCAUUAUAUUUUGUAGCACCAUUACACUCUGCUUAGUCUUUGUUCCUAAGUUAAUCACCCUGAGAACAAAUCCAGAUGCUGCCACUCGGAACAGAGGGCUCCAGUUCACUCAAAAUCAGAAGAAAGAUGACUCAAAAACAUCGACGUCUGUCACCAGUGUCAACCAGGCCAGCACAUCACGGUUAGAAGGACUACAAUCAGAAAACCACCAGCUGAGAAUGAAAAUUACUGAGUUGGACAAAGCUUUAGAAGAAGUCACUAUGCAGCUUCAAGACACACCUGAGAAGACAACAUAUAUUAAGCAGAACCACUAUCAGGAGCUCAACGAUAUUCUUAGUAUACGCAACUUUACAGAAAACAAAGAUGGUGAAAAAGCUGUAUUGAAAAACCACCUUGAUCAAAACCCACAAGCACAAUGGAAUACUACAGAGCCCUCCAGAACAAGCAAAGACUUUAUAGAAGAUAUCAACUCCCCAGAACACAUACAGCGCCGACUCUCCUUACAGCUGCCCAUUCUGCACCAUGCCUACCUGCCAUCAAUAGGAGGGGUCGAUGCCAGUUGUGCUAGUCCAUGCGUAAGCCCCAGUGCCAGUCCACGGCACAGACACGUGCCCCCAUCUUUUCGUGUGAUGGUCUCUGGCCUGUAGGAAUGUGGGAUCAGCACUUCCUGAACUGAUUUUGGUACUCAAUGACUGGACUGGACGUCUUGUGUCGAACUCUUGCCUUCUACAUACUCCUUACUCUUAUCACAGAGGAACUAGUGUUAUAAGGCCAUUGUCAAGGGAGGACCAGCUCCACUGCUGUGGGAAAGCAUGCAAAGUGGAGAGGGUUACCCAGAGGUUGGUCUGUAGCCUUACUUGUGGACUUUUUUUCCCUUCACAAAGAAAGUCACAAAACCAUGUUUCUUCCCAAAUUUCUACUAGCAGCAAGGUGGCUGGGAAACAUAAACUUGACUGAAAAACAAAGACAAAAGUACCCGACUCAACUGUCACAAACUUUAUACCGCUAUUGAAGACACAGAACCGUUAGCAAAAAAAGAAACAAGGAAUUUGCCUCAAGGAAUGGACACACAUUGUUUUGCAGGGAUUACAUUUAGCUGCUGGAGGCACCAGUUGGUUGGGCUGACAGCCAUUUCUGGGAGUAGAUUCGGUGGGGAGGCAGAUACUUUUAGAAAUGGCUCCUUGGGAGUCAUUGAGACUCACGCCCAGCCCAGCUCCACCCUUCUUCACGGCUCACUUGGGAUGGAGCAGACUUCAAGGGGGAGCAAGCCCACAGGCCAGUGCUCAGGAGGCGGUCAGUCCCUGCAGCUAGCCCUGCCUCCUGCUGCUGGGAUGAGGGAGGAUUUCAGGAAACCAAUGGAAAACGUGGGUCCUCAGUGCUCAAGGCUGGGUACUGAAGUCUUAAUGGCACAGGAUGGAGUUGGUUGUGUCCCCCUACCCCCAGAGUUUGCUUGAUUUAAGCCACAGCAUAGUUACAGUACAGUUAAUCGAGCAGAGGAGGAAUGGGGUAGGUCACAAAGGUACCACACUUUGCUGCUGCAGCCAAAUUCUGCAAAGGCACAGAUAGUAUAUACACAACUUUGCUUUGUACUUGUGUGUGUGUGGGGCGGUGGUAUUCUGAACCAAGUUUGCCUUGUCCAUUGAAUUAGGAGACAAAAAGUAUAAGAGAGAAAUUUUUUUUAAAGCAAACAAAAACCAAGACCGAUGAUUUGAUUCCUAUUGUGUCCCACCCCCCGCCGCCACACCUUAAAAAAUUGUAAUCUUAUUUACUCCCACCUCAGAGCUAUUUGUUAUAAAGCCGAGAGCAACAUGAGAAAGCUCAAGUGAAAUGUGUGAGUGAGUGCUUCCCUCACUUACUGAGGAGGUCUGAUCCAAGCAUGCGCUUCUCUGGGUGCUAGUGUUUCUGUGCAAGCCUGGAAGGAUGAAGGAUCUUGGUGCGUGCAUGAUCAAAGAGGGGCACCCUGGCCAUUUACUACUACCUGACACAGAGGAUGUUGGCAGGUACAGGGCGGCUGUGCUAAGAGAUGCCAUACUGUCUGAUGUUCUUUUUGCUAUGUAGUUAUAGGCCAGUUUACUCAUGGCCCUGGGCUGUCCACGCUAGAUAGGUUGGGCAAAAAAGCAAGGCCUAAGCCCCACCCCCACCCUACCCUUCGCCUACUGCAUGUGAAUUAAGGCCUAUGCAUUUCCAUGCAUUUAUGAGAAGGCACUCACACAAUCUGUCCACCUUUCCUUUUGGUGUUUGACAGAUUAAGUGAAUGGGCCCUGGUCCACACGAAUGGCUCGCUCCCAUGCCAUGCUACAACUGGGGAGUAUAAACCGAAACCAUAUGAAAGGCAUAGAAGCAUCCUUCAGCGCCUAACUUUGGGCUGGACACAGACAAUUCUGCCCCCCCCCCCGCCCCAGUGUUGGAAGUGGCAUGAUAGAGGCAGCAUUAGCCUUGACCUAUACAGCCUUCCCACUAUAAUCUCAAUCCACAGGAUUUUGUACUGCUUAAAAAAACACCAACCCUGCAAAACCUACGUGCCCAGAGAUGAUAGUGGAACAAGCAAAGUGACAUUAUGCCUCUCAUGCCACCUACACUGUCCUUAAAAACAAUUGUCUGUGUCCGGCCUUGACUACUCUAAUUGGAUGUCAAUUUGGCAUGCAACAGUUCUGAAGUCCGUUGGUAAUCCUGGCAGCCUUUUUCUAAAUUUUGUAUUAAAGCUUGCAAAAUAGGGCAUAGUGGAGGGGGUGUGGCAUUUGUUAGUGCUCCUUAAAACUGCACCUUCCUCUCUUGCACCAUGCGAAUGACUCUCUUCCCACCAGUGUUUCCAGAAUAGCAUUUAGUAUCUGCAUGAGACAGAAGAUUAAACCAACAGAGUCACUGCAGAUGCCCCUGAACCCCUUUCUGAUUAUAUUACCCAUGAAUCUUAAUCCACUGGGGGUGGGGGGGGGCGGUGCACAGAAUCUCUUCCUGAACACAUAUCACUGAGAGAUCAUGGAGGCACCUGGAAGUGUUAGGACAACAGUGAGUAAGUCUACCACACAGGAAGUAGAACACAUUACUCCGUUUGAGCACUAACCACUGAAGGUGUCGUCUGGUGUGCGUGUGUAUGUAUGUAUGUGUGUUGACAGUAUUCUUAAUUUAUUAAUAAAACUUCAUCAGGACUUUAUUUAAUACAAAUAAAUAUUACUUUUCAAAAAAGGACAAUAAUACUGUAUAUAAUGUAUACACAAACAUUUCUGUAGAAAAUAUUAUUCCAACAUAGCAGGAAACAAAAAAAAAAUCAAAAGUAUUGGACUGUUGGCGGUGAGUGUGUGUCUGUAACUCUUUGUGAAUACUGACUGUAUGCUGUUUAUUAGGUUUAUAUCAUGCAGUACAUUCUUUGUCUCAAAUGCAGCUGUAGUUUCUCCCACAACAUUUUUUUUUAAUUUCCUGCAGAAAAUAAGACCCACAAACUGACUAUAGCUAUUUAAUGUUUCUGGGGUUGUUUUUUUUUAAUACGGCAGCAAAAAUGUACUGUAAAAAUUUAUGAUGAGGCUGUGCCCCAAUGGCAUUUUCCAACAAUGUUAGUGCACAAAUAAAUGCUUUAACUUAGAUUGGAACUGCCAGAAUAAAAACAAAAAGAAAGAAAGAAAAAGAAAAAAAAGAGUACAUGGAGAAUUUCUUGUGUACCCCUUAUACUGCAUGAAAAUCAAUUUUUAAUAAAUUGUUGCAAAAUCUGUUUUAUUAAUAAAAUAGAGAAAAUCUAAUUAACUACUA
Molecule: messenger RNA, 6665 nt
Organism: Hemicordylus capensis (graceful crag lizard)
Lineage: Eukaryota; Metazoa; Chordata; Lepidosauria; Squamata; Cordylidae
Gene: GABBR2
Product: gamma-aminobutyric acid type B receptor subunit 2
Exons: 19
Coding region: 764-3571 (935 amino acids)
Biological process (GO): G protein-coupled receptor signaling pathway; gamma-aminobutyric acid signaling pathway
Cellular component (GO): G protein-coupled receptor heterodimeric complex; membrane
Molecular function (GO): G protein-coupled GABA receptor activity
Source: RefSeq, a predicted model, not a curated record